CUUUUUUUUGUGUGGCGACCCUGAUGAAAAUAAACACUGACAUUUAUUAUUUGUAUCAGUUUUGAAAUUUCCUCUCCAAUUUUCGCUAGAAUUCUUAAAACGAUCUAAUUGAAACAGAGUAAAACAAUGGGGCCCGCAACCUCUUCUUGAGGUUAUGUCAUCCAACCGUUGAAAUGUCCAUUAAUGUGACCGUCUCCGGCAACCCCGUGCGUAUAAACCGAGGCAAAAUGGUAACAGCCUCCGAUCCGACGAAAGCCGAAUUCGAGAAACGUCGCUUAAUGCGCUUGGAACAAGUCCGAGAACAAUCAAAACACAUCGCCGAAAACCUACGUAACAAAGUAAAAAAACAAAAAGCGAACUGCAUAACACAAAUCGAGAAAGAGGGAGAAGUGCAGUUGAAGAACUGGCAAGCACGGAAGCUACUCGAGCUGCAAAAUCAGUACCAGGAGGCUCUUGACGAGAUUGGUUUGGGCCACAAGGAUGCUGUACGUGUGCAAGAAGAAGAGGAGGUUCUUGAUGAGCAGAAAGAGAGUAACGAGAUACUGGCGAGGGUCAGGGGACGGGCGGCGGCAGAGAGACUGCAGAUUGAGAGGAAUGAGGAAAGUUUGAGGAGGGCCAUGCCAAGACAAAGGAGGAUAUUUACUAGUGACAUGGAAAAUAGGAGGGCGAAUGCAGUGAGGUCGGGAAAGAAAGGGAAAAGUCCGUUUAAGAAGAAGAAGGGGCAAGUUUUUGAUUCAGAUGGGGAGAACAAGAUCCCUCAGCUGGAGGGGUUGGGGGAGGAGUCGUCAAGUAGCAGUUCGGGUGGGGAGGAAGUGAAGAGGAAGAGGAGCGAUGGGUGGAGAAGUACAAAGGAGCAACCAACUAUGGAUACGCAAAAAAGUUCGAAAGAACAACAAACUAGUGCUACUAUGUUUCAAGUUCCCACCAGUGAUAAGGCCGCCCAAACAAUUCUCCUCUCAGAAGACCCAGAACCAGUACGUCCCACAACCAGUGAUUUUUUUGUGGAUACCAGAAUAUCGGAACGAAUAAAAAGAAGAGCGAAACUGAAUCCAGAAGUCGACUAUUGUGAUUUUCUCGAAAAAAGCGCCCCAGCAAAAACGAAUUUUUGUACGUGUUGUAAUUGUCCCAUGAACCACGCGCAUGGUAAAGUUUUUGACUCUGAAACUACUAAUGUAGUUCAUACGGAAUCGACACAUAAGUCUGCAACCUCGUUAAAAGACGACAAAAUCGAAAAUACUCGAAAGAAUGAAACAAUUAUUCCUGAUAAUGCCGAAAUGUUGCCUGUAGGUGAUCCGCACUUCAGAACAGAGACUGAACAUAUAGCACCCACAAUUCCUCAAAAAUCUUCUACAAGUUUGGAAGUAGAUAAAACAAAUUCACGCUUUAGAACAGAAACCGAAAAUACAGUACCUGUCACAAUUCCUCAAAGAUCAUCCACAAGUUUGGAAGUAGAUAAAACAAAACCGACUACUAAAAGUGACAGAAUCGUAACUAAAACAACCACCACAGCGAAAGCAGCUCCUCAACGCUCAGCCGCAGUAUUUGAGAAGAAAAAGAAAGACGAUCCAAAACCUAAAAGUAUCAUUCCUGCAAAACCUAAAAUCACACUAAGGCCCACCAAAGACCGACCUGUGUACAUAGGAACCGAACCGAGGGCGCAACCGGUACAAUUUUAUGACCACCCAAAUAGGUACUCCAAGUCGUACGUGCCUAAAACUACCCCCGUCGACAAAAUCGACGACGAAGAAAUCGUCGUUUCUCCAAACGUCUUAAGCGAAGACGAAAUUCGAGAGAAGAUGCGUCAGCGCGACAUCGAAGCUCACGUUCGUGGACAGGCUGCCCUAGAAAAAGAGAAAGUCCAAAGGGAAUACCGCGAUUUGCUGAAAAAACUUCCCGCUUUGCAAAAACAGGAACGUAUCUUCGAGAUCGGUACCGACAAGGAAAGGUACCACAUGUCUAAAGAUCGAUUAGAAGAUCUGGAAAAAAGAAGACAGAAUAGACUGGACAACGCGUACGAAGAAUUGUUUGUCAGGCAAAAACCAGCAAUCGUCACACUUCCUAAAAGAAAAGACGACCGGGAGGAAAGGCCAAGUUUGAAUCUUGCUGCAUGGGACGUGGAUUUCGACCCGGAUGCAUCGAAUAGAAGCCGCAGCGAUAAGUUGAGUCGGUUGCUUUCAAACUUGAAAAGUCAGAAGGAAUCGCUUUUAAAAGAAAUCAAAAGUACGCUGUCUCGCGAAAAAUUGACCUUACCUACGAAGAGUAGCGACGAUCGUCAAGAUGACGUGAAGUCUAAAUCGACCGACUACACGCGUACUAAUAAAAGAAAACGCACAACGGAAGAACGACCGCCUUCUUCCAGUUCUAGCGAUAUUGUUGUGGAAGAAGAAACUGACACUAGAACGAAAUCGACAAAGAAGAGCACGGUGAUAUCAACAACCAGUACGAGUAGUCCUUCGCCCAGAAAAAAGCCUAAACUAAAGACCUCCAGAAAGACGAUAGUUUUACAAAACACGAGUACCCAAACAACGCCUGUACCAGAAAAACAAAGCGUUGCGACUUCACCAGUUUCUAAAACUCCGCCGGUUUCUACAGAAGUGUGUCCUUGCGUAAAAGGCGGUUUGGAUGACUUGUGCGAAAUUGUGAUUAAAAUCAAAGAAGAUGAAAAACCCCAAAUUCAAGUUAAUCCGCCAUUUUUGGGGAAGAAUGUCAGAGUGGUGACUGAAGAAGUGGAGGCUUCGAAAGAGGAACUUCGCGAGUCUCCCAAAAAAUCAACGUCGUGGGGAGAACAACUGAUACAUAGUAGUUCUUCCCAGUCAACUUCCAGUACUACGUAUAUGGAUCCCCCGCCGUCUGCCAGGAGUGAUAAGGGAAAGACCGCAAAGUCGCCUGAAGAAGAGAUGUCAAGGAAGUCGUCUACGAAGUCAAAACUAAAAACACUCGAAGAAGAGAUGUCAAGAAAAUCCACGAAAUCAAAACCAAAAAUACUGGAAGAGGAGAUAUCAAGAAAAUCGUCUGCGAAGUCAAAACCAAAAACACCUGAAGAAGAAACGUCAAGAAAGUUGUCUACGAAGUCAAAAACAAAAACACCCGAAGAUGAGUCAUCUCGAAGGUCGACUCAACACUCGUCCGAGUUUGAGGAACUCUACAGGAGUUUGAAUAGUACCGGGUCUGACGGACGAAUUGAUCCCAGACUGUUGACGUACAUCAGGAAGCUUUUAAAUAUGUCAAGGGCCAGCAUAGAUGAACUCACUGUUAGUACCGGUAGUGAGGUUUCCACUCCUAGUCAUAGCGUUAUUGAAACUCCUUCCAACAACCCUUUACUACAACUUGUGAAUGUUAUGAAGUACUUCAAUUUAGAUGCUGCUGAACUACAGAAGCAGCUGAGUUACGCAUCUGACGGCAGUAGUAAACAGUACAACACCAGUGAGAGUACCACUCUUACUUCUAGUAGCUCAGACGGUGACAGGUCCCAGUUCAAGUCAUGCAUCGAAAUUGCUGACAGGGUGGAAGAUUCGAAUAAAAAACUACUCCAGUAUGCGGACAUCGCGGCGUCCUGUACUGAAAAAAUCAACAGCUUAACUGCCAUGAUCGAGAAAGUCCGCGCGGAGAAGAAGAAGAUGAUAGAAAAUUCGACCUCUGGAAGCGAUAAGGAUUUGACAACGACGUCGUACAAAGAUUUACCUGAGAAAAAAGAGAAAGAGAAGUCGCCCAAAGACGAACCCCGUAAGCUACUGAUACAUCCACCAGAGAAAAAAGAUAAGGAGAAGUCGCCCAAAGACGAACUCGAUAAGUUACUAACGAUAGACUACGGUUAUGCUGAACAAUUGAAACGACUAUCGCAGGAAGAAAUCCAGAGCGAGAAAAAACGAGCAGAAGAAGAACCAACAGACGACGAAUUGUUGGGCAGGUUGCAGAAGUUGCUAGACGAUAAUAAAAACAGGAAGAAUGUACAUGCGACACCUAAACAGAGAACGGUAGUUGAAGUAAAAGAUCAAAAAGUUGUGCAAGAUUUUGGUGGCGAACCUGUGGCGUUCACGUCAGAGAAGAAAGUGGUGGAAACUACUGACGACGGUAAAACUGUUGGUACGUUAGUGACGAGAACGACGGUUAGAUUGAGGCCAACCGAAGAACCUAAAGACCCUGCACCGCUAUUUCUCGACAUACCGAAACUCCCUCGCCUCGAGGCGCCCUCUCUGGAAAAAAAGAAGAAACGUCCACCUACGUCUAAAGGAAUGCGUGCCAUAGCUGGUAAUGCUCACGAACUUUCGACUAUAAUUGAAGCCGACAGUCAGAUAACGACGAAGGUGGAAAGCCCAUCCAAAAGUAAGAGUAGCGCAGGUUCCAAAUCUGGUAGCGUUUCAGACGUUGGAGCUGGAAGUAAGUCGCAGUCCAGUGACGACGUGUCCGAAAUGGACACCAUGGAAACCAUGUUGAUUAGUAUAGGAAUGGAGUGGGCUAUACCUACCUUGAAAAAGACAAGGGAGGCUUUAGCGAUGACAUCCAGUUCCAGCGGGUCCAAGGAGAGCGGCGAAGUGAGUUUGAGGGAUUUUUUGAGUAAGAUUUCCUCAAGUACGAGCAAAUCGGAAGAAGGAUCGAUGUUGAGCGAGUCUCAGGGAGUUUCUUUGAUCCAAGUGGAUAAUCGCAGGACGUCGACGCCUAUUACAAACAACAACAAGGAAGGGCCCAUUUUUAUUACGGAUUCAGACGUGAGUUCGGUGAGGGAGCAUUCGGACAGGAAAGAUUCGACGGAGAAGUUCUAUGAUUUGAAUGAGGAGUCCCUGUCGAAAAGUAGGUGAAAAUUGUUGAUUUUAUUAUGUAUUUAUUUUUUUAAUGAAGUAUUUUAAUAAAUGGAUUUUUAUGAAAAAGUGUAAA
This is a messenger RNA of Zophobas morio, 4872 nucleotides long. RefSeq lists its product as uncharacterized. The transcript has 3 exons. Lineage: Eukaryota; Metazoa; Arthropoda; Insecta; Coleoptera; Tenebrionidae. The coding region runs from base 174 to 4796 and encodes 1540 amino acids. The record is from RefSeq and is a predicted model, not a curated record.